AUGAUCUUCACACCACCGACUUUCUUUCCUUCUUUGCCAUCGGUCCCGCUCGAAGAGCCGGUCGGGGAUUUAUGCCUGGCAAAACAUCUUGCCAGGACCAUCGGAUCGGACCCAGCAGACAAGCGAGCCCCCUUCAUCGAGGCAACAAUCGAUCGGGCAUGGACCCAGGACGAAAUCAGUGCUCGCGUCGCUCAGGUAGCGGCCGCCUUGUGCUCGUUGUGGCAGCUUGUGCCCGGGCAAAAGUGGCAUAAAAUUGUCGCCAUCUUGGCUUCCAACAGCGUCGACAUUCUGAUUCUUUCAUGGGCUAUCCACCGCAUGGGCGGUGCUUGCCCCAUGAUGCAGCCUGCGAGUUCGGCUGAGGAAAUCGCAGGCCACUUCGAUCUUGUGCCGCCGUUCGCCAUGUUUGCCUCACAAGAGCUACUCCCUCUAGCCCAAGAAGCCGUUCAACUGAGCUCCCUAUCAGAUCUGCCACUCUACAGCAGAUCUGCCACUCUACAGCAGAUCUGCCACUCUACAGGCUUCGCUAAGGAUCUACCUCCGGUGCAGAAGGGUGCUUUGUCUGUCAACGAAGCCACUCGACGUCGCAUCGUGGCCAUCACGCACGAAAACCUCAUCGCCAGCAUCCUGCAGGCUUCAGAGUUUCUAGAGACAACCAGAGAAACAGGCUCCGCGAUAGCUCUGGCUUGCCUGCCGUUCAGCCACAUCUAUGGUCUUUGGACAGCUCAUCUGCUGAUGUAUAUUGGCGACAGCGUCAUCAUCCAUCGUGGCUUUAACUUCAUGGAGAUCAUGGCCUCUAUCGCCAAAUACCGCAUCAAUACACUUUAUUUGGUAGUUCCUAGUGCCGCCGGUUAUCAACGCUCUGUCGCGAAAUGGAUCUACGUUGGCUCUACGUUGGCUCAAUUCGACUUGAGCUCCGUUCGCUUGAUCGUGUCGGGAGGUGGACCUCUGAGUAAAGAAGCAUUUGCCAAGAUGCAAGCCGUGUGCCCCCAAGUGCGAAUUCUCAGCGGCUGGGUCAGGUCUGACCGAAACCUGCGGUGUCGGGUCCCUGUCAUAUAUCAGCUGUCAUAUAUCAGCGACAUCUUCCCGGGCUCGAGUGGGGUCUUGCUUCCGGGCGUCCGCAUCCGAUUGAAAGACGAUAACGGCCGUGAGAUUGAGACUCUCGAGGAAAUGGGCGAGAUCGAGAUUGCCACUCCCAGCCUCGUGCGCGGGCACAUUGACUCUGCCAGCGAUGCGCUUCUCCCGCCUACAGACAAUGCGGACUUCUGGUGGCCAACAGGCGACGUCGGCCUCUUCCGCGCGGCCCCCAGCGGCGAGAACCAUCUGUUCAUUGUAGAUCGUAUCCGGGACAUGGUCAAGGUCAAGGGCAACCAAGUCGCCCCUGGUCAAAUCGAGGCGCAUCUGAUCCAACAUGCCGCCGUCGCCGAGACCGCCGUCAUCGGAAUCCCUGACGAAGUAGCUGGUGAGCGAGUUCUGGCCUUCGUGGUCCGGGAGCCGUCGUAUGCACCUGAGACAAGCGAGGCCGAUCUUCGAAGGGAAAUCCGGGAUUACAACGACCUGGAACUGCCUGAAGUUUGCCGUCUCCAGGACCGAAUCAUCUUCAUCGAUCAGAUACCGAAAAGUGCGAGCGGCAAAAUGCUUAAGCGAGAACUGAGGAAGCAGCUGUCUUUGCCUGGCGUUCCCAGUCCCCUUCUCUCAACUUGA
Messenger RNA from Penicillium hordei, 1701 nucleotides. RefSeq names its product AMP dependent ligase/synthetase. The transcript has 7 exons. Gene Ontology annotation, molecular function: CoA-ligase activity. The record is from RefSeq and is a predicted model, not a curated record. The coding region runs from base 1 to 1701 and encodes 566 amino acids. Lineage: Eukaryota; Fungi; Ascomycota; Eurotiomycetes; Eurotiales; Aspergillaceae.